AUGGUUACAGCAGUUCCAGUGAGCCCGGCCGUGGCUUCUUCACAAGGGGUGUCGGGGAGCCCUGCCGGCUCAGCAGCUGCAGCAGGUUCUACCAGCUCAGUCCUUCAGUCCCCUGAUGCCUUUUACAGCAAGAUUGUUGGUGGCGAGAGUGAUUGGCCCGCUUUGGACGCCAGGGCAGUUUUGAUCAGGGAUUUCGCCUGGAACGAAGCACUGAAGGAUCACCGAGUGUCUAAAAUUGUUUUGCCUUGGGAAAGGGGUCCCUUUGCUUUAGUCUUUGGGAAGCAGCGCCAGAGUCUCCGUGUGCCUAUGCCUUACGAUCGGGAGCCGCCUCAGUCCACCUGCGUGCGUUAUUCUGUGCCGGUUCCUAAGCAGGCUCCAGACUUUGCAAAGAAGCGACUCCAAAUCGUCGCUCUUUUGAAGACGGACGACUCAGCAAGGUGGGAGGCGUUGAGGAAGUUCAGGGUGUUAGUGAUGUUGGAGCCCGAUGUUACCGAGCUGGGUUGCAUCCUGCUAGGCGAAGCCUCUCUUUUGAGAGAGGAUCAGCAAAUUGCCAGAAGCUUUGGGGAUGUCUUUGCUUCCAAGGCCACUUCGACGCUAGUUAAGAGAGCUUCCUCGUUGUGGGUUUUUGCCAAGUGGUGCCUUGAUUCUGGUUUUGGAAACCCCUUCACUGCCAGUGAGAGCACACUUUACUUGUUUCUCCAGCACCUCGAAGCUCAUGGCAAGCCAACGUCGGGCUCCUCUUUCUUGCAGGCUUGGAACUUUGCUGCCGGAACGUUGCGAUUCAAGAGCCCUGCCGCUCUUCGGGCUGUCUCAAGCCGUGUUAAAGGUCUUGCCCUCAAGCUGUUCCAAGGAAAGAGGCCUCUGCAGCAAGCGAUCCCACUCCGAGUCAAACAGGUGAAGGCGUUGGAGUACGUAGUGCUCCACGCUCCAUAUGCGCAUUGGAAGGUAAUCGCGGGGCACUUGCUUUUCUGUCUGGGCGCCAGUUCACGUUUCGGCGACUCAGUGUGGCUUGCCGACCUUCAGGUUACGACUGUCGAUGGCGUUUGCUUGGUUGAAGCCGAAAGUUCCCACUGGAAAACAGCGCCUGCCGCAGCACGCAAAUCACAACUUCUUCCGAUGUGUUCGCUGGGAAGGUUCUUCGCAGAGGCGAAUUGGGCCGAGGCCUGGCUCGAUGCUCGCAAUCGUUUCGGUUUGAGUCUUCGCCCUGCCAUUCCUGCGUGGUCCGAGGGUUGUAACCGAUGGCUUGACAGAGCCAUGAGCACGGGCGAAGCGGGUUGCUACUUGAAGGAGUUUCUCACUGCUGCGGGCCAGGGUUUUGAAGGUGUCGGUACACACAGCCUUAAGUGUACGGUUCUGUCAUGGACAGCCAAAAGCACGGUGGUGAGCCUUGCCGAUCGGCGCCUGUUAGGACAUCAUGUCGAUCCCCAUGCUGUGUCUCCCUUGACGUAUGCAAGAGAUGAACUUACCAGACUUAUGAAGAUCGUCCACGACGUGAUCCUCCUCAUUAGACGAGGUGCCCUGAAACCAGAUGAAUCCAGGGCCUGGCGUCUGGCGCACCUGGUCAAAAUGGACGAUGGCUCGGAGCAUCUCACUGAGCGAGUUUUGGCAGAUGCCCCCAGCGUGCCGGAGUCGGAUGACGAGGAGGCUGACAUGCUCGAAGCAGACCUUCAAGCCUCUUCGGAAGGAGUUGUCGUGGACCGACCUAUGACAGCAGCUGAACUCCAGGCAGGCAGAGAUUGCAAGAUGCACCUCUACUCGAGAGUGGUUCACAUCGGCAAUGGCCCACGUUUCCUCUGUGGUAGGAGUGCUUCAGCCAAUUAUGGCAGGCUUGAUCCGAAUGUUCCGUUGAGUGACUUACCGAUCUGUGCGCAAUGUGCACGGUCUUCGACUGAAGCGUAA
Messenger RNA from Symbiodinium natans, 1899 nucleotides. Lineage: Eukaryota; Dinophyceae; Suessiales; Symbiodiniaceae. The record is from the annotation of a GenBank genome assembly.